AUGUCGACGUCUUCAACAAUUUCAACAAACACCCCACGUUACGGUGCUCCUCCGGUAAUCCCAAAACCCAUUCCUAUAACUAAAAACGGCGUCAUAAAAAUAAAAGAACUUAGACCAUGGAUUCGUGGCUUUGACUUGAAAUGUAUCAUAUUGCAACAUCUUUCAUCUCGUGCUUUGAAGUCUAUAGCAGAAGUUGAGAUUCAUAACUUUCUUGUCGCCGACGAUACAGCGGUGUGUACUCUUGUGAUUUGGGAAAAUGGUCAACAUUACAGAAGUGGUGACAUUGUUCAAAUCACUCAUGGUGAAACUAGAAUUCAUGAAGGUAUAUUCGAAUUAACUGUAAAUAAAAAUUUUGGAAAAAUAAAAGUUGUUGAUUGGGAUGUAAUGCCAUAUGUCGAAGAAGAAUAUCCCAACUUGAGUGGUUUAUUAUGGGUCCAGGAAGAUGAUAACCAAUUUGUGCCAAUGACUCAUAAUCGUGUACCUCUUGAUUUAGUAACUUUUAAACCGAUUGAACAAAACUCUCAACCUCAGAGAAAUACUAAUGACUCACUAAUACAAACGAAAACUCAAUUAACAAGUACUGAAAUUAAACAAGAGGAAGACGCUAAAAUAAAGUUAGAAGAAGAGGAGAUGAAUGGUGCUCCGAAUAAUGUCUCUGAAGUAAAACUAGAGCAACAGCAUGCACGUCCUCAACCAUGGCGUCAACCGAGCGAAUCUCGACAGCACCUAUCAUCUCAACCAUCUGAUCGUCCGCGCGGUGCCAAACGUAAACAAUCUUAUCAAAGACGUGAUAGCUGGUGGGAUAACCGCGAUCGUGAUCAAGACAGAGAUGGAAUGAGAGGUGAUCCGAGAAAUGAUCGUGGUGAUCGUGGUCGAAAUCAGGACAAUAGACAGUGGGAAUACAAUAGGCCACAUACUGAUCUUGAUCGGCCGGAAGAGGGUGAAUUGGUGGACAUUGAUUUUGCAUCCUUUUCUGCUG
Molecule: messenger RNA, 979 nt
Organism: Racocetra persica
Lineage: Eukaryota; Fungi; Glomeromycota; Glomeromycetes; Diversisporales; Gigasporaceae
Source: the annotation of a GenBank genome assembly